Molecule: messenger RNA, 1812 nt
Organism: Penicillium canariense
Lineage: Eukaryota; Fungi; Ascomycota; Eurotiomycetes; Eurotiales; Aspergillaceae
Product: putative flavin-containing amine oxidase
Exons: 2
Coding region: 1-1812 (603 amino acids)
Molecular function (GO): oxidoreductase activity
Source: RefSeq, a predicted model, not a curated record
AUGCCGAAAGUUGUUGAAACGGUUGAUCUUUCCACCACCUCAAGCGCCUACUAUGCGCCGGCGACUAUUGCCCCCGCGGGCAAGGUGAUUCAUAUCGCUGGCCAACCUGGAAGCACAAAGGAUGGCGUUGUGCCGACCGAUUAUGAGUCGCAGAUCCAUCUGGCCCUGUUAAACCUUCGGAAGCUCAUUAUCGCCGCCGAAUCCUCCAUUGAACAUAUUGUCAAGCUCAACCUUUACAUUGUCGACUACGAUGCAGCCAGUCGGAAGCAUGCCCGUCACGUCCAACGAUUUCUAGGUCGACACCGGCCAGCAAUUACCCUGAUCCCGGUGCCCAAGCUUGCAGUGCCCUCAUGGCUGUUCGAAAUUGACGCCGUCAUCGCCUUACCGGAGCCUUCGCUCCCUCCGGUCCUGUCCGCCGCGACUGAGAAUACUGACAUCAUCAUCGUCGGAGCUGGCCUUGCUGGGCUUUCUGCCGCUCACGAUGUCUUGAGCGCAGGCCUAUCCUGUGUCAUUCUGGAGGCGCGCGAUCGUGUUGGUGGCAAGACUUGGAACAUGCCUCUCAAGGAUGGCAAGGGCAUCGUCGACCUCGGCGCCGCCUGGACCAACGACUCCAACCAGAGUAGGGUUUACGCUCUGGUACGGCGCUUGGGCGUGGAGAUGAUUGAGCAGAAUACGCGAGGUAGUGCGGUUUUGCAAGAUUUUGAUGGCGAAUGUACUCCUUUCGCUUAUGGAGAGCUGCCGAAUUUUGACGAGGCAACCCAGGCUCAUGUGGCAGAGAUCCGUGACAUGUGUGAGGCAGAUUGCCAGGCCCUUGACACUUGGCGGCCUAAGGAAACCAGCCUAGAUUCCGUCACAUUUGAUGCCUAUCUGCGCUCGCGUGGAGCCAGUGAGAUAGCCUUGGCUACUGCCACUGUAUGGACCCGCGCAAUGCUCGGGCAAGACCCGAAGGACAUCUCGGCCCUCUACUUUUUGAACUAUUGCAAGUCCGGCGGUGGUCUGUUGCAGAUGCGAUCUGAUCGCAAGCAUGGCGGCCAAUACUUGCGAAUUCGCCAGGGCACCCAAGCAUUGUCUUUGGGACUGGCAUCUUCGCUUCCCGCAGACAUCGUGAGGCUUUCCAGCCCGGUUCACUCGGUCAUCCAAAACAUGGACCGGUCGGUCCAGGUCCACGCGGGGGGUGCUGUUUUUGCGGCCCGAAAGGUCAUCAUCACGGUGCCUAGCCCUUGUUUGAGGAAUAUUUCGUUCCACCCCAAGCUUCCUCCCGCAAAGCAGACAUUUAUUGAAUCCACCACUUAUGGGUAUUACACAAAGGCCAUGGUGGAGUUCCGUUCGCCUUUUUGGGUCCAGCGUGGUUUCUGUGGCCUCGCCCAAUCCUUCACCGGGCCUGCUAGUGUAGUGAGAGACACCAGCAGUCCCGAGGAUCGCAAGUACGUCCUCACAUGCUUCAUGUCGGGUGACCCUGGCCGAGCCUGGGCCGCGCUUCCAGCCAAGGAGCGAGAGCAGAGCUUGCUGCAGCAACUCGGUAAGCUUUUCGGUGUCACCGAUCUGGACAACGAGUUUGUCCAGUUGGCCAUGUACGAGUGGACGAACGAUGAAUAUGCAGGCUGGGGCUGCCCGUGCGCUGCCCUCACCCCAGGCGUGCUGGACACUGUUGGUCCUGAUGCGCUACGUGAAAACGCCGGCAAUUUGCACUUUGCAGGCACCGAGACUGCUGGUGAAUGGAAGGGUUACAUGGAGGGUGCUGUCCGUAGCGGAGAACGAGCGGCGGCAGAGGUUAUCAAGGCACUCAAUUCCGAUCCUUCUUCACGACUAUGA